Frankliniella occidentalis (western flower thrips) is the source of this 1601-nucleotide messenger RNA. Its product is annotated as calphotin-like. NCBI's taxonomy places the organism in Eukaryota, Metazoa, Arthropoda, Insecta, Thysanoptera, Thripidae. Bases 157 to 1191 code for a protein of 344 amino acids. The transcript is spliced from 5 exons. The record is from RefSeq and is a predicted model, not a curated record.
UCCGCCCCGCCCCGCCCCCCGGACCCACAUGGGGAUGACGCCACAGCCUCAAGAUUCACUGCCACCCGGGGGGCUACCUCAGUUGGGUAUUGGACGCGGACCGGAGUGCAUCCUGAAGAAUCGUCGAAUCUCACCGCCUCGAUCCACGUCGUUAGGAUGAAGGGACUCGUCUUGGCCACGGUUCUGGCCGUGCUGGCGACAGGCGCGAUGGGCGGCGCGGUGCGGGGCGGCUCCAGCCCACGACAGGCCCGGUGGUUCCUGAGCCGCGCAGACGUCACCGAGGUCGUGGAGGAGGAGAAGGUGGUAACCCAGGUGACUCCCUGGUCGUGCGUCGUGGUCGCGCCCUCGCUCCCACCCUGCAGGCACGUGCGACAGCUCAACAUCGCAGCCACGCCCCCUACCCCCAUUGCCGCGACGGCGGCUCCGAUGGUCCCUCGCUUCUAUGGCGACCACAACCUGGUGCACGAGGGCAGGCGGCGGUACUACCUCGAGCAGGGAGUGGGCAUGCCCAUGGCGCCCAUGGGCUCGCUCGAUCCGUUCUACAACGACAUGGUGCCCGUGCCCGCCGCGCCCGCCGGCGGCUGGGUGCCCCUCAUGGCCCGCGAGGCCACCGAGCCGCUGCCCGCUGCCCCCGCUCCCGUGACCGCCGCCCCCACCGCAGCCCCAGAGACGGCCGCCCCGCCGGCGGAGAAGCCCAAGCGCGAGGAGGGCUGGGCCCAGUGGCUGGGCCUUCGCGCCUACACCGUCACCAGCACCCUCGUCAAGUACGCCACCACCAAGGUCGUGGAUCCAGACACCGUCGUCACCUUCUCCGUGCGGGGCUGCCAGCCGUCCAAGCUGCCGUUCGACCUGCCCCUGUGCGUCGCCCCGCCCCCAGCGCCAUCCAAGCUGGAGGAGGCCGCCCCCGCCGUCGAGGUCAGCCCCGCAGCCCCCUCUGCCCCCGCCGCCGCCCCCGCCCCCGUGGCCCAGGAGACGUCCCUGCCAGUCCCUGUCCCUGCCCCCACAGUUGCACCCGCCCCAGCGGACAAGGUUCUAGCGGAAACUCCUGCUGAUCCCGCCACCCCCGUCACCGUUGACAAACCGGCCGCGCCUGCAUCUGUGGCGCCUGCACCUGCAGCGGCAGCUCCCGCGGCCGCAGCUGAGGGUCCCUCGACGACUGCUGUUCCAACUGAGUCGGCUGCCAAACCUUGAAAUGUUUUUGGAUCAGCUUAUGUGUGAAAAAAAUGCGUCGUAAGUUGUAUUCAACCACGAUGAUUAUGGGCGACAUAAACGAUUUGCACGCCGUGUAAAUAUUUUCCACCAAAUUGAAGCGCUCCGAUGAGGCUUAAGUUAUUGUUACCUUAAAUGGUUUAAUUUCGUUUUCCAGAAAAUGUGAAUUAUAACAUUUUAUCUGUACAAAGUAAGCAUAUGACUUUCUGGUCUUCUUCGUUGGCGAGAGCAGACACCAAAUGUUUUAAUGAUAAUUUCCUCCUAGACUUUUUAUGUAUAGAAAAAUCUUUAAGAAUAGCCCUGAUUGAGAUUAAUUUAUGUGUAUAUGUGUACUGAUUCCUGUAAUUUAUUGCAAACAUUUUUUUCUCAAUAAAGAGAUUUUUUUUACUGUA